GGACCGAGAAAAUUCCAGAAUUUUGCUCCCUGCUCCGAGGUGGCAGCAGCGACCAGAGUGCGCAGCAUCAUCUCCGACAGAGAAAGCAGCAACAGCAUAAAGGCAGCGCGUCGAUACAUAGUCGGCACUGGUAGCAGUGGUUCGACAGCGCAGCGAACAGAGCUAUUCUUGUUAUAUCAGUGUUGUGCCAAUUGAUCGAAGGUCUCAGACAAGGGCACCUCAUUCAUACCGGCUGUGAAGAGCUGUGCUGCCCUUAUCAUUCAUACAGUAUCACUUGACUGACACCAUGGUGGACCUUGUCGAGCGGCUUGACGUCUUGUUGGCUCAGGAGGAGGGAACCUACACGACAGUGGACUAUCUCACGCCCGAUCACCAGCGGAAGUUGUUGCUGACCUGUGGUGACGACUACGAUUCGCUCGUGGAAUCGUCUUCCGCAUAUGCAAGUUCUAGUUGUUCUUCGUCCAAUUCGGGCAUCAACGAGUUCUGGCGAGAGAAGAUUGUCGAAUGGAGCUAUCAGGUCAUUGACCAUUUCGACUACUCGCGAGAAGUUGUCAGCGUUUCCAUCCAUUAUCUGGAUCGGUUCCUCGCGGCGCGGCAUGUCAACAAGAAAUCAUUCCAGUUGGCUGCCAUGACCAGCUUGUUUCUCGCAGUCAAGCUCUAUGAACCGGGAAGAAUCAGCAUGUCCUCCAUGAUUGAGCUCAGCAGAGGAUAUUUCACGGUUUCCCAGCUCGCGAACAUGGAGCUGGAACUCCUCAGGGUCCUAUCUUGGCAAGUACAUCCACCUACAGCCUAUUGCUUCUCCAAGCACAUCCUUUUCUUGAUGCCAUAUACUUCCAUAUCCAUGGAUAGUCGCCACGAUAUUUUAGAAUUGACCCGGUUCCUCGCGGAGCUCAGUGUCAUCGACUACUUUUUUGUGGCUCGCAAGGGAUCCUCGGUUGCCCUAGCGGCCUUGCUCAACUCGAUGGAUGAAAUCCCGGCGGUAUCCAAGGAAGCCAAAGAAGCGUUCUACAACGAGCUUCAAAGAAUCAAAGGCAUUGAUGCUGAGAGCCCAGAAGUCCUAGACUGCCGCGAGAGGCUCCGACUUCUCUACGCACAGGGAGGCUACUCCCGUCCCGAGUCCGGAGCUGGUACUCGGAACGAUGCGGUCAUCUCACCUGUGUGUGUAUCGUACUCGUUUACGACUCCAUACCAGGGCAACCCAGCGGCAGAGCAAACCCAGCUCACUGAACCCAAGUCCACCGCUACUGCCCCCACUGCCGAAGGUUCCUCCACGACACUGCUUUAGCCAGUACGAGCAUGGCAAAAGCAAACAGACGUUUUGCUUCCAAAAUCCAAACCACCGACCAUCAAACCCUUACCUAUGCCAUGGGUAAGACAGUGUUUCUCUUCUAUCUAUCUAUAUCACCAAGCAAUGAGAAAGACCAGUGACACCACCACUGUGCAUUGCUGCAGCCCUUGGCCAGAACGAUCCUCCCAGCGGCCACUGCGGCGCGCCCCAUACUAUCGUAUUGAUGCGCUGUCAUGAAGACACGCACUGCAGGGCUAUACUUCACUCUUCGCACGCAUUAUACCAAUCACGAAAACCUUACUAUGCAUGUGGCAUUAGCCGUACACUAUAUAACUGUAUUUUUCUAC
This is a messenger RNA of Seminavis robusta, 1635 nucleotides long. NCBI's taxonomy places the organism in Eukaryota, Bacillariophyta, Bacillariophyceae, Naviculales, Naviculaceae. The record is from the annotation of a GenBank genome assembly.